Cydia pomonella (codling moth) is the source of this 1455-nucleotide messenger RNA. RefSeq names its product inactive hydroxysteroid dehydrogenase-like protein 1. The coding region runs from base 206 to 1153 and encodes 315 amino acids. The transcript has 6 exons. Gene Ontology annotation, molecular function: oxidoreductase activity. The record is from RefSeq and is a predicted model, not a curated record. Gene Ontology annotation, cellular component: endoplasmic reticulum. NCBI's taxonomy places the organism in Eukaryota, Metazoa, Arthropoda, Insecta, Lepidoptera, Tortricidae.
AUAUCAUUCAUUCACUUAACAGCUGUCAGCUCUCAGUUUACAUCCAUUCGUGAUGCGCUCUCGACGCGCUCGCUAGCCGUCUUUACAAACAAACCACAAAAAAACAUUCGAAUUUCGAAUAAGUAUUUUCAAACUUUAAAGCAAUAUAAGUCUCCCGCGCAUUUAUUAUAUUAACAAAAUUAAAAUUGUAUCAACAAAAUAAGCCAUGUUAAUAACGAUUCUCGCAAUUUUUGGAGCGGUGGUGUUGUUUUUCUCUUUACUAAACUUUAUGUGGACACCAUUGGAAUUAAUAUCGUCCUAUUUGAUGCCCUUUUUCCUGCCAUCGGAAGUGGAGUCGUUGUCAAAGCGAUUUGGACCUUGGGCGGCGGUGACGGGCUGCACGGACGGCAUCGGCAAGCAUUACUCACUCGAGCUAGCUAAACGAGGGCUCAACAUCGUUCUCAUCAGUCGGAACCCGGAGAAACUACACGCCGUGGCCAAGGAAAUAGAGCAGACGCAUCAUGUGAAAACCAAGAUCAUCGUCGCUGACUUCACGCAGGGCGCAGAGAUAUACCCUCACAUAGAGAAACAGCUCAAAGACCUAGACCUGGGGAUCUUGGUAAACAACGUAGGCCUAAACUACGAAUGUCCCGUCGAGCUGUGCUGCGCUCCUCCGUCGCGAUCCUGGGACCUUAUCGUCGUCAAUGUAGGCGCAGCCACCAUGCUCACCCGCGCCAUGUUACCUUACAUGGCGACCCGGGGGCGAGGAGCGGUCGUUAAUAUAUCAUCGUCGUCAGAGCUGCAGCCUAUGCCGCUUAUGGCUGUGUAUGGAGCCACUAAGGCGUACCUCCGUAGCUUCACGCACGCCAUCCGCGAAGAAUACGCCCCGAAAGGCAUCUACGUGCAGCACGUCGCGCCAUUCUUCGUGUCCACCAAGAUGAAUGCGUUCUCCGCCACCGUGAUGGCCGGCGGGCCGUUAGUACCUACCCCUGAAGCAUACGCGAGAUAUGCUGUAGCUAUGCUGGGAAGAGUACAGGAUACUACGGGGUAUUGGGUUCAUGGAGUUCAGGCUUUCUUUACCCAGCUGGCUCCAGUCUGGUUCCGCACGAAGGUCGCCUGGCACCUCAACCAGGGAUUUCGACAAGAAUAUUUACGAAGCCAGAAGGUGCAAUAGUCUAGAACACAAAUGUCUUCGUGCGAAAUUCGACCUUCUUUCAAUUAAAUACGGUUUACAGUUCAAUAUCAUCGGUAUAUUGCCCUUCCUCAUCUGUAGCAUAUGAUUUAUGAUUCCUCAAAUUUUCGGAUAUUUAGCAUUGCAACUUCGUUUCUAAUUUAAUUAAGUUACCGCUAAAUUCUGUUUUAAAGUUGUGAACUAAUAGGUAUAGAAGAAAUUCAUAGUUUUGUACAAAUAUAGUAUAACUAAUAAUAUAAGACGGCCAUAUGUGAUGUUAAUUUUAAAUAUAUAUUUUUUAAGCA